AUGGCGCCCAUCGCCUUAUCACCCCCUCGUGAAGUAUCUCCCCCCCCUACUUCACAGGAAGAGGUGUCUUCGUAUCAGGGCUACGACCACGUGCACUGGUACGUUGGCAAUGCCAAACAAGCAGCCGCCUACUACAUUGCUCGCAUGGGCUUCGAGAAGAUCGCAUACAGAGGUUUGGAGACCGGAUCUAGAGGAUUGGCCUCCUACGUCGUGCGCAACGGAGGCGUCACUUUCGUCUUGACCUCUCCUCUUCGUGGUCUCAGCAUGUUGCACGAUGUUCCCGAGGAUGAGAGAGAAUUGGUCAGAGAGGUUCACAAGCAUCUCGAGACUCACGGUGAUGCCGUCAAGGAUGUGGCUUUCGAAGUCGACUGUGUUGGAUCGAUCUACAACGCCGCAGUCUCAGCAGGCGCAACCUCUAUCAAGGCCCCUAACACCGUCCACGAAGGCAAGCUCGGCUAUGUGAAGACCGCCACUAUCCAGACCUAUGGAGAGACCACCCACACCCUUAUCGAGCGCCAGAACUAUCGUGGUCUCUUCUUCCCCGGCUUCCGCCUCGAGCCCAACAUCAAGGACCCCCUGAACCUGAUCCUUCCUCCCAUCACCCUCGAAGCCAUCGAUCACUGCGUCGGCAAUCAAGACUGGAACGAGAUGGACGAUGUCUGUAACUACUAUGAAAAGGCCCUCGGCUUCCACCGCUUCUGGUCCGUCGACGACAAGGACAUGUGCACCGAGUUCUCAGCUCUAAAGUCCGUUGUCAUGGCUUCCCCCAACGAAGUCAUCAAGAUGCCCAUCAACGAGCCCGCCGAGGGAAAGAAGCAAUCUCAGAUCGAAGAAUAUGUUGACUUCUACGGCGGCGCUGGCGUCCAGCACGUGGCCUUCAGAACCACCGAUAUCAUCACUGCCAUCAGAAACCUCAAGGCCAGAGGAAUGGAGUUUAUCAAGGUGCCUGAGACUUACUACGUGGCUAUGAGACAGAGACUGGCUGCUGCUGGUAUGAAGCUCAACGAGGACUUUGAUGUCCUCGCCAGCCUUGACAUCUUGAUUGAUUUCGACGAAGGCGGUUAUCUCCUACAGUUGUUUACUAAACAUGUGCUGGACCGCCCUACUGUCUUCAUCGAAAUCAUCCAGCGCAACAACUUCGACGGCUUUGGUGCUGGUAACUUCAAGUCGCUCUUCGAGGCCAUCGAGAGAGAGCAGGAGCUGAGAGGUAAUUUGAUCUGA
This is a messenger RNA of Aureobasidium namibiae CBS 147.97, 1221 nucleotides long. Its product is annotated as 4-hydroxyphenylpyruvate dioxygenase. The coding region runs from base 1 to 1221 and encodes 406 amino acids. Gene Ontology annotation, biological process: L-tyrosine catabolic process. The transcript is spliced from 3 exons. Gene Ontology annotation, molecular function: 4-hydroxyphenylpyruvate dioxygenase activity. Lineage: Eukaryota; Fungi; Ascomycota; Dothideomycetes; Dothideales; Saccotheciaceae. The record is from RefSeq and is a predicted model, not a curated record.